AAUCUCUGGCCGCUGCCUGUCAUCAACGACCCCGCUACUGACAGUCACCACCGACCAGCUCAGAAAAAGAAAGAGAGAAAAAAAAAAGAUUAGGAUGAACAGUUACUAAGAGAGGUAGGAAACCCGACGGCAACACUGUAAGGGACCGAGCAGAGAUUAAAACGUUAGCUACGCCGUUUAACGUUCACGUUACUCGGGAGUUGCGAUGGUCCAGUCAAGGGAUAUUUUUCUAGCCUUGCUUCUUGUGGGCUGUGCAGGUUCACUGGAAGUGCAGAUCAUACCCAGCCACGGUGAAAUUAGUCUUGGAGAGUCCAAAUUCUUCAUGUGUGAAGUUGUAGGCGUCGCCAAGCACAUAGACUGGUAUGGACCGAGCGGGGACAGGAUAGAACCUAACAGACCAGACAUAACAGUAACCCGUAACGAUGAGUCAUCUUCCACUCUCACGCUGUAUAAAGCUGGGACUGAAAAUGCAGGGACAUACAAGUGUGUCGCUACCACUGGAGAUCAGCAAGCGGAGUCAACUGUCAAAGUGAAAAUAUUCCAAAAAAUCACCUUCACAAAUGCACCUUCACCACAAGAGUUUACUGAAGGAGACAACGCCAACAUAAUCUGUGAUGUGGUCAGCUCACCUCCACCCACAGUCCUCUGGAAAUACAAAGGAACAAGAAUACAAAUGGAAAAAGACGUUCGGUUUAAGGUGCUGAACAACAAUCACCUUCAGAUCCGUGGCAUAAAGAAGACAGAUGAGGGCUCAUACACCUGCGAGGGUCGCCUCAUGGCUCGCGGUGAGAUUGAUCUGCGGGUCAUCAAGGUCGUUGUAAACGUGCUGCCGACCAUCAGGGUAUGGCAGUCAGAGGUGAAUGCCACAGCAGAUGUCGGGCAGUCUGCCAUGCUGACUUGUGCUGUCGAUGGCUAUCCUGAACCCAUGGUGACCUGGACAAGGAACCAAGUGGUUCUCGAGGCAGGAGAGAAGUACAGCUUUAAUGAAGAUGGGUCUGAAAUGUCAAUAAUGGAUGUUACCAAGCUGGAUGAGGGAGAGUACACCUGCAUUGCCAAGAACAAGGCUGGGGAAACUGAUCAGGAGCUCAGUCUGAGAGUAUUCGUCAAGCCUAAGAUCACAUACAUUGUAAACCAAAGCACUUCAGAGAUGGAGGAGCAGGUAACUCUGACUUGCGAGGCUUCAGGAGAUCCGACUCCCACCAUCAGCUGGAGCUACGGUGGGGAUGUCUUCACUGAAGGAGAGCAGGCACAUCUAAACAGGAUCUAUCAGGCAUCAUGGACUCGUCCCGAGCAGCACAAGAGUCCGGAUGGAAAUGUGGUGGUGAGGAGUGAUGCUCGUGUGUCCUCCCUCACUCUGAAGUAUGUCAAGUAUACUGACGCUGGCCAGUACCUCUGCUCAGCACGUAGUGCCAUUGGAGAGGAUGAGCAGUCAGCAUACCUGGAGGUCCGCUAUCCCCCUAAGAUCCACGGUGCAGUGGCAGUGUAUACCUGGGAAGGAAAUGCUGUCAACAUGAGCUGUGAGGUCAAAGCUCAUCCCAGUGAAGUGUCUAUUGUGUGGCUGAGAGAUGGACUGCAGCUACCCAACUCAAAUACAACCAAUAUCAAGAUCUUCAGAUCUCCAUUAGCCAGUUACAUGCAGAUAACCCCUGAGUCUGAAAAUGAUUUUGGGAGCUAUAACUGCACUGCUUCAAAUGAGAUGGGCACAGAGUCCAAGGAGUUAAUCCUCAUUCAAGCCGAGGUGCCAUCAUCUCCAUCCGUCAGUGAGGUGAAACCAUUCUCAACGACAGCACAGAUGCAGUUUGAGGAGCCCGAAUCCACCGGAGGUGUUCCUAUCCUGAAAUACAAAGCUGAGUGGAGGACGCAUGGCCGGGGCCACUGGGCACAUAAAGUUUUUGAGGUCGAAGAUGGCUCCAUCGGCGAGGUGACAAUCAAAGGCCUGAAUCCAGAGACCAGGUACGAAGUGAAGAUGUCAGCCAUCAACGGCAAGGGUGAAGGCGAAAGCAGCCCCGCUGAGUUCUUCAAGACCGAGCCCGUCCGAAAUCCCAAUCCUCCUAAGCUUGAAGGAGCACUUCAACCGAAAGGCAACUCCCUCAAAGUCAGCUGGAUCAAGCAGGAUGACGGCGGCUCGGCCAUUUUACAUUAUCUUGUCCGUUAUAAGCCAAUACAAGCGCCAGACUGGAAACCAGAAAUCCGGUUGCCCGGUGGCAGCGAGCAUGUGUUUCUGAGCGGGUUGGAGUGGGACACAGAGUACAAUGUCUACGUGGUGGCAGAGAAUGAGAAGGGCAAGUCCAAGCCAGCAACCAUGUCCUUCAGGACGUCCACAGAGCCAGCAGCCAUCCCAGAUCUGGGCGAAGAGUCAGCGCUCCCCAUGGGCACCAUGCUCUGGGCGGGGAUCCUUGUUGUAGUGUUUGUACUCCUGCUGCUGGCCGUGGAUGUCACCUGUUACUUUGUCAACAAAUGUGGCCUCAUCAUGUGCCUCUGUGGCAAGUCAGGCACGGGGACCAAAGGACACAACAUAGAAGAGGGCAAGACCAUCUUCAUGAAUGAUGAGUCCAAAGAGCCAAUAGUGGAAGUCAGAACAGAGGACGAGUGCACAGCCAAUCAUAACGCAGCAGGACCGACAGAGCCCAGUGAAACCACACCUCUCACAGAGCCAGAGCUGGCGGCUUACACUGCUGCUCUGGCACUGGACACCCUCUCCUCCGUAGCCACCAACUCUGACACAGCCACUGCAACAAUUGACCCCGCUCAGGACAGCCCCUCUAGCGAGACCACUACCCUCACUUGUAGCCUGUCUACCCCGGCCAACGACCCCUCACCCAGCCCCAUAUCGGCCCCAGCGCCGACCCCAGAGUCAAACACGGCCCCGCCGACUCCCCUCAUCUCCACCUCCGCCGUCGAAGCUAAAAUGGCCCCGUUAGUAGAACAAAGAGGAAGUAACUCCCCGGAAGAGCAGGAGAAAAUUUCCUCUCCUCCUUUCAGUCUUGAACAGACUGAAUCUCAAAAAUCUGGUACGCCAAUUCCACCUAAGCGUAGACACUCUCCUAAACUUGCAGCUUUGAAAGCUAAAGGUAGCCCCCCUGUAUCGCCACUCGCUGCAUCUUCCCCUGCUCCCUCCCCCACGGUAACCACCAAGAAACCUGCUCCGAGCCCGCCGGUCACCAAGCUUCCCACGCAGCCAGACACUGCAGCCUUAGAGAUCAGCACACCAGCACAAACUGCCUCCACUAUAGCAACCACUGCCACUCCAAAACUAGACCAUGAUUUAAAAACCACUGCCCCAUAUCUCAGUGGGUGCAGCCUUACUGCCUUUGAUAUUACCAAACCUGCUGACCAAAAUGUGGACACAAACAUAUCUACUGCCAAAGAUACUACUCCUCUAGUUGCAGGCGUCCCCUGUCCUCUACCUGCCACCCCUUUUUUUUCAUCUCCUGCCCCUGCUAGUGUUGAGGCCCCGCUCUCGAAUGAUCUCCCGUCAGACAAGUAUGACUUCCUCACUAACAUGGGGCCCAAAAAUGAUUUCAAUUUAGAGCUGACUAACGGGACAGAAAGACCCUCUCUGUCCACCGAAUACCUCAUUAGAUUAGACAGUCCACCCUCUGCCCCCUCUCUGCCCAACGGUGAUGGAGCAGACCUCCCCCCCUCAGACCCAGUUCUGGAGGCAUCAGAGACUCUGGCCAAGACUGCUCCUCCUGUCAACGAUGAGAGCAUUUUUUCUGAUGAGAAAGGCAAAAUGGAGGAGGCAGGAUUAACAAACGCCCUAACGGAGAUCGCUGCAGAACGCAACAGUGUCAUACAGACAAAUACCAACGAGAGCAAAGCAUGAUGGGCCGGGGGAACCCCAGCCUGAUCCAAAACAUUUUGCAGCAGCAAAAGCGAGAGAAACACUGCAAGAGUUUUGAUUUCCAGUGCCCUUAACUACAUAUUCAAAACAACACACACUUGUUGAUUGGUUAGAGCGCACUACGACUGUGGUUUCAUUCAUGAAAUGUUUACUACACCCGAGGAGUUUAUCUUUAGCUCAUAAGAGAUUUAUUUUAUUUUUUUAUUGUUUUAUUUAACCAGUCACGAUAAUUAAGAACAAUCUCUUAAUAUAACGAUCGCUUGGUGAAUAUAUGAAAUUACUUUUACUGUGCUUAUAGUUUGAAUUGCGGUUGCACACAAACAUUGGAUUAUUAUGAGAAAUGUAAAACAACAAAAAAAAGACUAAAUAUAUAUAUACAUAUAUAUAUAGAAAUUAUUUUUCUUAUUUUCAUGUUCGACUGUUCAAAUGUAAAACUGUUUGCAUUUUUUUUGUUUGAGUUCUUAGUUUUUGGGCUUGUCCCAUUAAAUAGCUUGUUCUGCAUGUAUGACCUGCAAGUGGUUGUGAAGUUCUGUUAACAAGGUUUAUUGUCUGUUACAGGGAUGUUUAAUCUCUCACAGUUAUGCUGGCAGUGAUUAAACACAGGCCCAAGUUCAGUGUUUGGAUUAUAACCAUAUUUGUUAUGGUUAUUAAAAUACAGGAUUAACCCACAGCCAGCUGCAGGAGGAAAGAGUGACAGAGAAUCCAACAACACCUCGACAGUGUGCACGAUUAGAUCUGAUUUGGCUCAUUAUAUGAUCAAAUAUACUCUGUCACUGCCUUACCACAAUGUUACUUAAAAAUGUUCAUCAUUAAAAAUGUAUUUAGUGAAAAAAGAAAGAAAAAAAAGGCAACUCAUUGAACACAAACAUUCACAGAAAGACAAAAAAUGCCAGCAGAACUGCUGAUUCUUAGCCAAGGGUUGAAGAACCGUGAAUCAAGCGAAUGUCAUCUGAUCUUGAGCUAAAUAUACACCACCUAUUUGUUUGAGGGCAACAACUAUGAAAGCUAUCAUUUCUUCCUCACAUUUAAGCAGAUCAAAGGUCUGGCUUCAUACUUUGAGUUGUGCUUUUUAAGCAAAAAAAUAAAUAAAAACUCUAAAAAGCGUUUUUGUACUAUUUAAAAACUACAAAGAUUUAUUUUCAAUUCCUGCCUGCAGGCUUGUGCACUGUGCUUGUGUGUCAGUAGAUUGUCCUGUCAUCAGUUUCUAUGAUAAUCUGCAUAGCUUUGUCGUGAGAGCUUUAGCUGAUACCUUUAAAAAAAAAAAAAAAAAUUGUAUUAUUAGAAGAAAAGUACAAUAAAUGGACUAAUGUGGUCAUUAUAACACGUGUAGUGUAUUAAACUGUCCGUCUCGGGUCACAGCACUAUAUAUUGCCAGCUAUAGUGAAGGAAGGUGUUUUGAGCCUUGGCAUGAAUUCAGUCAGUACCUCAUUACGUAUAACUACAGGGCAGAUAGAUGUGCCUGUGUCUGUUUGGGGCAAAUCGCUCUCAUAUUGAUUUAAGAUUUGAGUGUCUUUGGGGCUGGUUCUGGCAUAAACUACACAUUGUUUUUAUUUCUCUCCCCAGUUGUUAUUCAAGUGUUCUGUAAUGUGGCUUUUGAAUUUUCUUUUUUCAGUUUUUGUCUUUUGUAUUAAAAAAAAAAAAAAAAAAAACUCACCAAGAG
Messenger RNA from Scomber scombrus (Atlantic mackerel), 5504 nucleotides. It is a transcript of the gene ncam1b, whose product is annotated as neural cell adhesion molecule 1b. The record is from RefSeq and is a predicted model, not a curated record. Gene Ontology annotation, molecular function: protein binding. Gene Ontology annotation, biological process: cell-cell adhesion. The transcript is spliced from 21 exons. Gene Ontology annotation, cellular component: membrane; neuron projection. Lineage: Eukaryota; Metazoa; Chordata; Actinopteri; Scombriformes; Scombridae. Bases 206 to 3826 code for a protein of 1206 amino acids.